GCACUCGAUCGAUGCUUUCCGGUUCGACGAGUCGGGGCUCCUGAGCGGUGCAGGGCUGAGUUGUGGAGCUGCACAACGAUUUAAAGCUGAAAGUCAGCCAACAUGGGUCGGCGCUCAUCUGAUAGUGAGGAUGACAGUCGGAGCAGGAAGAAGAAGAAACAGCGUCGCCGGUCAUCCUCUUCUUCCUCUUCUUCAUCUUCAUCCUCCAACAGCAAGGUGGCCAUCGGCCGGAGUCGAAGGUCUGGUCGCCGGAGCCGUUCCAAGGACAAGGACAAAGACAGGAGGAGAAGGAGACGUUCCAGCAGCAGCUCGUCCCAUAGUCCGUCUCGCAAGAGGAGGAGUCGCAGCAUAGAGAGAGACAAGGGGAGGAGUCACCGCUCACAUAGGUCACGCAGCCGAGAAAGGAGGUCUCAUUCUCGCCACCGGCGGUCUCGCAGUAAGAGCGGCAGCCGCAGCCGACGAGGUACCCAAAGCCGCAAAAGAAGCAGCCGGAGGAGCCGAAGCCACAGCCGAGAGCGGGACCGGAGCCGGCGCAAGGGCCGCAACCGGGAGAGGGAGAAGGAGAAGGAUAAAGGAAGAGACCGAGACAAGGACAGAGACGACAAGAGUAAGGACAAGGCAGUCAAAAAGGGGGACGCCGCAAACAUCAAAGGCAGAUUAGAACAUCUGACUCCAGCAGAGCAGGCUAAAGUCCGAAUGCACAUGGCCCUGCAGGCUGCAGCAAAGACGGACGAGGUGCUGAAGGCCAAAGUAGCCAAGAAAGAGGAGGAGGACCGGAAGAAACUAGAGGAAGAGGGAACUUCUCUGGAGGAGCAAGUGCGAAGGAUAAAGGACAUUGAGGCUAUCGAGAGUGAUUCCUUUGUUCCUCAGGCUUUCAAAUCAGCCAGGGAUGAUAUAAAGACUGAACCAGCUGAGGUGAAACAGGAGUCAGAGGAACCAGAUUCUCAGGACGUCGUUAUUCCCUUGUCCAUAGUCUACAGUGACAGUGACUCGCUCGCCCAUCCCAGUUUGUUCAUGGACAAGGAGAGAGCUGAGGAGCUGUGGCACAACAGAUUGAUAUUGCUGCGGCAGGAGAGGCUCAUGGGAAGUCCUGUGACCUUGUGACCUGAUGGACACCAGAAGAGCCAUUAUGCUCCCGGAGCAGUUUGAGCUGCUUUUAUUUUGUCUCAAUCUGUCUUGUUUUAGGACAUCACAAUGUUUAUUACUUUACCCUUCCACUAAUUUCUCCUCCUUUUGUAAAAACUUACAGUGACUUGAACAAAUGAACAGUUUCUGGUCCUGAUGUGCUUAUUAUUUUAUUAAUGUAAUUCAAUUAAACAAUUAGCUGUUCUUAAUCUGACGUCCCUUAUUUUUAAUGGUGGAAAGAUCUUACAGUCAGAUAUGGUGUUGUGUUUUACCAUUUAGAUGUAGCAUUUGAUACAUUUUGUCUUUUGUAAUCAAUAGGUCAAUAAAGGUAGAUGUGAUUUGUUGGAGUAAAAA
Cyclopterus lumpus (lumpfish) is the source of this 1479-nucleotide messenger RNA. It is a transcript of the gene rsrc1, whose product is annotated as arginine/serine-rich coiled-coil 1. Bases 103 to 1104 code for a protein of 333 amino acids. The record is from RefSeq and is a predicted model, not a curated record. Gene Ontology annotation, biological process: alternative mRNA splicing, via spliceosome. The transcript is spliced from 10 exons. Gene Ontology annotation, cellular component: cytoplasm; nucleus. NCBI's taxonomy places the organism in Eukaryota, Metazoa, Chordata, Actinopteri, Perciformes, Cyclopteridae.